Messenger RNA from Spathaspora passalidarum NRRL Y-27907, 1085 nucleotides. Its product is annotated as globin. The coding region runs from base 1 to 1029 and encodes 342 amino acids. The transcript has a single exon. Gene Ontology annotation, biological process: cellular response to nitrosative stress; nitric oxide catabolic process. The record is from RefSeq and is a predicted model, not a curated record. Gene Ontology annotation, molecular function: FAD binding; heme binding; nitric oxide dioxygenase [NAD(P)H] activity. Lineage: Eukaryota; Fungi; Ascomycota; Pichiomycetes; Serinales; Debaryomycetaceae. Gene Ontology annotation, cellular component: intracellular anatomical structure.
AUGGUGACAGAAAAACUUCUAAAAUCCCCUUCUGAUCAACUUAAAGUUAGUUUGAAUUUAUCGAAGCUAGAAAUUGACCUUAUCAGGUUCUCUUGGAAUCAAAUGUUAAUGGAAGAUACACUAGCUUGUAAUCAAUCGUUUCUUGGAUCCCCAAGUCCAAAAAUUCCUGGUGGUUAUUGUGAAGAAGACAAGCCUCCAAUUGAAACCCCUGAUAUCAAUAGAAGAGUAUCAAGCUCUAAUGAAAUCUUACAGGCUAAAUCUUUGGCUGCCGCAACAAGUUUGUUUUGCUAUCAAUUCUAUGAGAAUUUACUAUCUUGUGAGCGCAAUCUAGAGAUAAUGUUCCCAUCAUUACGACAUCAGACUACCAGCUUUGCUGCAGUUUUAUCAAUAGUGGUUAUGCAAUUAGACGAAUUAACAAGAUUAGAAGAUUAUUUGUGGAAAUUAGGAAAAAGACAUAGCCGAAUUCUAAGCAUUGAACCUACUCACUUUGAAAUAAUGGGAGAAGCGUUGAUCCAAACUUUCCAUGAAAGGUUUGGCACUACAUUUAACCAAGAAUUAGAAGCCGCGUGGAUAAAAUUGUAUCUUUACUUGGCAAAUAGCAUUUUACAAUUUGGAAUUGAUCCUGUUAUAGAGUGCAAAGGCCCCAUUUGCAAUUAUCGUGUCUAUACACAACCCGGUGUUAAUCCCAGCUUGGGUUUGGAACCACCUGCAAAUGCUCAGAACAAUAUCUCAUGGAAUUCAUAUAAUCCACUCUCACCUCUGAGCAUCCCCCCAUCUAUCAAAACACCACGUCCUCCACCACCUCCACUACCUCCUAUUUCUCCUAUCCCUUCUCCUGCUUUAGACCUCCGAGAUCAAGAAAGUAUAUCUAGUGAACAAAAUUCUUCAUCUUCACACAUUUCAGAUAAUCAAGAUCAAAAAAGUUUUGCAAGUAGAGGGUCUUCGCAGCGCAGACACAGAACUAAAGCUAUUUCACAAUAUCAUCCACUGGUAGCUGCAAUGGCACGGUAUAAAUAUCGCAAGAGAUAAAUCAAAGGAAAUAGUAUUAAAUAAUUAUAUAUAGGAAUUAUGUUUAAUGAAUGUUU